CUUUUAAUGGCAAACAAGCUCUCGCUUAAAGAGGAGGGGAUGAAUAUAUUGCCAAUAUAAGCACUUUACACAUUAUUUGAAUAUUUAAACCAGAGAUAAACUAAGGAAAAUGGUUACUUCUAAGUGGCUUAUGCGGUUAACGAGACAUUGCAGCAGCUGGAGUAUAGCACAACGGCAGAUUCAACGGACGCAGACAUGGGUUUCACAACAAACGUUUGCAGAAUACCAGCAAUCAUUACCGAUCAUCUUAGACAAGGGUCUGGCUGACUUCAACUUUAGUCCGGAAUUAUGUGACAGAUUAAAAAAGUUCACAGCUUACAAUGUGGGGUCGGGGAAGCAAAUUCGAGGUCUAUUGACAAUGGCAGCUUGUGAAGCACUUAUGCAGCCGGAACAGAAUGAAGAAUUACGUGAAAAAAUGUACGUUUUGGCGUGGGCUGCAGAAAUGUUACAUGCCUUUUUUUUGGUAACUGACGAUAUGGAAGAUGGUGCUAAGACCCGCCACGGGCAGACAUGCUGGCAUCUUUUGCCUGACGUAGGCAAGUACGCGGUCACUGACACUGGGAUGUUCCGCAGCUUUUUGAGUGAAAUAUUAAGGGUAUACUUUGGAAAAGAAGCCGUUUAUCCCAAACUUGUGAAUAUAUUUAAUGAGACCUAUUUCAAGACACAUAUUGGACAAUUUAUCGAUUCUACAUUGUGUUCGAACAGACAAUAUUUGAGUUUUACAACGGAACAAUAUGCCCUAGUCUCUGCAUAUAAGACAUCAUUCUAUACCUUCCAAUUUCCUGUUCUAUUGGGUCUUGCUUUGAACAAUAAGUAUAGUGAUAAAGCUUACAAGAUCGUGGAAUCUAUAGGUUCUGACGUUGGAUUACUGUUACAAAUGAAGAAUGACUAUUUAGAUUUAUAUGGUGAUGAGAUAGUUGAAGGAAAGACUGGCACCGAUAUCCAAGAGGGCAAAUGUUCAUUGCCCGCCGUAACAGCUGUAAAACUCUCCAAUGAACACCAGAAGAAUAUAUUCUUUGAAAACUACGGGAGAUGGGAAGACAAAUGUGUGAACGAAAUAAGAAUUCUAUACAAUGAUUUACAACUAAAAAAGAUCUGUGUUGAUGAAGAGAAGAAACUCUACAAUUCUAUUUCUAAGCGAAUUAAUAAUUUACCAAAAGAUUCUAUACCGCCUGCUCAUUUAUUUGCGAAAGUCAGCACUAUAUGUAAACAAUCUGAUAUUUUAACCAACUUAAACAAUGAAUUUCCAUAUUAUCUACCAAAAAUUAUUAAAACAUCUCUUACCAAGAAAAAAUACGCAGAUAAUAUAGAGAUCAAGGAACGAAUUAAGAAUCUAUCUGAGUAUCACACUCUUGCCAGAGAACCUAUACAGGGCAGACUUACAUUUCUUGCUUUCGAUGCGCUUGCCGAAUCCAAAGAUUUGACAGAGGAGAAAUUACAUCAAGUACAAGUUUUAGCAUGGGCUGUUGAAUUGAUACAAUCAUAUUUCCUUAUCGGAGAUGACAUGGAAGACAGUUCUGAGACUCGUUGUGGUAAGCCUACAUGGCAUUAAUUGCCAGAUGUCGGCUUAUUAGCAAUAAACGACGCAAGCUUGUUGCGUAGUUUUAUCUACGAAAUGAUCAAAAAUAACUUUGAUCGGAAUACAUCAACGAAGAUGGAAAAUAUUGUUAACGAGGCAUUCUUCACGAUAAAUAUUGGCCAAUACAUGGAUAUUAUGAUGUCAAAAUCUAAAGAUUUAAACAAGUUUACUGUGGAACAGUAUAAUAUUUUAAACGAUCACAAAUCAUCAUUUUACACUGUAAAAUUACCGAUACUCCUGGCUUUAGAACUCUGCAACAAAGUUAAUCAAGAUUCAUACGAGAAUAUAGAAAAAAUCUGCACGGACUUAGGUAUACUUCUACAAAUGCAGAACGAUGUAAUGGACUACAUUGAUCGAGAUUCUUCGGCAGUUAAAACGAGUUCUGAUAUUCAGAAGAAUAAGUGUUCUUGGCCUGCGGUGGCGGCUUUACAACAUUUAAAUGUAGAACAACGAAGAGAAUUCAUGACCUGUUACGGACGAUGGGAAAACGAGAAAGUUGAACGUGUAAGGGAGUUUUACAAAGAAAUUAAUUUACCACAUCUUUAUCGUCUUGAAGAACAGAAGAUAAGUGCAGCAGUUUUACAGAAGAU
Papilio xuthus (Asian swallowtail) is the source of this 2169-nucleotide messenger RNA. Its product is annotated as farnesyl pyrophosphate synthase-like. Gene Ontology annotation, biological process: trans, trans-farnesyl diphosphate biosynthetic process. The transcript is spliced from 11 exons. The coding region runs from base 110 to 1552 and encodes 480 amino acids. Gene Ontology annotation, cellular component: cytoplasm. Gene Ontology annotation, molecular function: dimethylallyltranstransferase activity; (2E,6E)-farnesyl diphosphate synthase activity. NCBI's taxonomy places the organism in Eukaryota, Metazoa, Arthropoda, Insecta, Lepidoptera, Papilionidae. The record is from RefSeq and is a predicted model, not a curated record.